Messenger RNA from Candoia aspera, 1977 nucleotides. It is a transcript of the gene TPRG1L, whose product is annotated as tumor protein p63 regulated 1 like. NCBI's taxonomy places the organism in Eukaryota, Metazoa, Chordata, Lepidosauria, Squamata, Candoiidae. The record is from RefSeq and is a predicted model, not a curated record. Gene Ontology annotation, cellular component: synaptic vesicle; cytoplasm. Bases 25 to 843 code for a protein of 272 amino acids. The transcript is spliced from 5 exons.
GGCGCCGCUGGGCCGCCGCCGGCGAUGCUGCAGCUGCGGGACGCGGAGGAGGGCGCCGGGCCGGCGCUGCUGGUGCCGGCGGCCGAGGCCGAGGUGCCCUUCACGCCGCCGGGGGAGCUCGCGGCCCCAGCGCCCUCGCUGGCCGCGCCCCGGCAGACGCUGCGGCCGCUGGCCGUGCGCAACCCCACCCGCGCGGGGCGCCUGAGGGAGUAUUUCGUCUUCCGGCCAGGAACCAUUGAACAGGCUGUCAACGAGAUCCGGGUGGUGGUGAUGCCCGCGGAGGAUGGCGAAGUCCAAAGCGUGUGGCUGCUCACCGAGAUCGACCACUGGAACAACGAAAAGGAGCGCUUGGUUCUGAUUACCGACCGCUCGCUUUUGAUCUGUAAGUACGACUUCAUCAGCCUGCAGUGCCUGCAAGUCACUAGAAUAUCCCUCAACGCUGUCGACACCAUUUCGGUGGGCCAGUUUGAAUUUCCUCCCAAGUCGCUCAACAAGCGAGAUGGCUUUGGAAUUCGAAUCCAGUGGGACAAGCAGAGCCGGGCCUCCUUCAUCAAUCGAUGGAACCCCUGGUCCAGCAACGUGCCAUACGCUACCUUCACCGAGCACCCCAUGGCUGACGCCGACGAGAACAUUGCAUCCCUUUGCCAGCUGGAGAACUUCAAAAUCCAGCUGGUUCAGGCGGUCAAGAAGGCCCACAAGGAGAGUCCUCUGCCCGGACGGGCCAACGGUGUCCUGGUGCUGGAGAGACCUCUUCUCAUAGAAACCUACGUCGGGCUGAUGUCUUUCAUCAACAACGAAGCCAAACUGGGUUAUUCCAUGACGAGGGGGAAAAUUGGAUUCUAAAAACCAAGGUGGGUCCCCGUUGCCCCCCCCCGGAAGAGGAGAGUUGCGGAAAGAGGAGAAAACCCUUGAUUUUUUUUCCCCCCAGCCCACCAAAAUCUUGCUUGUCGUAAAAUCCAUCCGACGGAUCGACGGGAGAGGCAGCCACAUAGAGCGGUUACCAUCUUGCGGUCCGUACAGUGCCCUAACUACGAUCUUUUUCCUCUCUCUCAGCGUAUCUCAGAUAAUUGUAUGUUUUAACGCAUGCUCUGGAUUUCUCCCCCUCCCCAUGUAAACAUUUGGCCAGGUUUCCUUCUGGCGGCAUCACUGCGUAUUUCACGGGAUUUAAAGGGAUAGCUUGACAGUCUGGCGGCUCGUAUGUCUCCACGUGGCCACCGAAUGUUCUCGUCUCCGGCGAGCUGGAGCUGUGGCGUCUCUGUUUAGAGCACUCGUGCGCAGCCAAAAUGAAGACACGUCCCGCAAGGAACGGCUUCUCCCGAGCGUGCUGCUGUGAAAUUUCACGCGGCAGCGCCCGCGUCUAGGAAUUUUGCGUCGCACAGAAUCACGUUUUUUGUACCGGCGGGGCGAAAGGGAAUUUUCGGUCAGCUUCAGAGAUGCCUUUUCAGUCUAAAACAGGGUCCUAAACUCCCAAAGCACGUGCAUAAAAGCGAGACAGCAGGAACUAGAAAUUUCCUCAUUGAUAAAACUGUCCAAGCUUCGCUCUCGAUUGAAGCUGCCCGGUGCUCGGUUGUGCGAAUCCAAGAGAUUGGCAUCCGAAAAGGGAAUGUGAAAUUGAUAGAUACGGGUUCAUCCUGGCCUAAAGUCAGGAGGUCAUUCCAGACAGAAUUGUGUUGGAAGAAAAGGUCUACUGACACGUGGGGAACAGUCACUUUUCAAGCAUGAACUUUGUUUUGGAUCCCAGUGAGCGUUCUGAGUUUUAUUUCUGCAUUCCUUAAACUGUCCAUAAUGAAUGUUUGACACUCUGCUCCCUGACACCCAUCAUCCAGCGUCCCUCAGUAAUUCGCUGAACGGCGUUCUCUCUGAAAGCGGGCGAAAGGCUGCUGGGAUGAGGCCAGAUGUAUGUCCUUGUUUGUGUUUUAAGCUGUGUAUACCGAAGCUUAAUAAAACUGAAGUCAAUAUGAAUUGCAGAAGCAUUAA